AUGACAAAUGCAAUCAAUAAACUUGACUUUCUAAAGAACGACUCUUUGCAGGUAAUUGAAAAUUAUUGUAUAAUAAUUUUAUUUCUCUUUCCAUAUGGUAUUUUUGUAAGUCUCUUACUCAGAAAGCAUGAGUACUUUAGAGUGUCAUCUGAUCAGAUAGAUGUGAUUAGAGAGGGUCUGGACCUACCCUUCCCCGGGAUCUGCCACCUAGAGACCUCCUGAAAAGACUAACCCCGAUAAUGAUAUAUUUCCGAAGACUGAAUCCUUGGCUAUUUUUGCGGUUCCUUUACUUAGGAAGCUGUUAAGGUUUUCGACGAUAAUAUGAAAGAAUACGCCAAUCGUACAUUAGUUGGCGUUAGAAGUCUGAAUAAAACAGUGGAACAAAAGAUGGAGGAAGUGCUGACGGCUACUAUCUUUUUCGAGGAAUUUGCAUUAAGAUUUGGUCAGUAUCACCUCGUCAACAAUACAGCACAUUUCUCAGUGAACAACCAAAAUAUAGGUAAGUAUUUAGUAUCGAUAAUUUCCCCCUGACAUUACGGAGAACAUCACGUUGGUGUACAAAACAAUGAAAUAGCGACCAUGUUGGUGUAACAAGAUAAUCCUUUGGGGACUAAAGUCUCUUCUCAAGUAGAAACUUUUAAUUUCUUUGUUCCAAGAUAUUUGCAUAGCUACUGACUACCUGAGUGAAAAAGGUCAAUAUUUUAAAUGUUCUGUGACUUCUAAAAACUUACAUUUCGUUGUCUUGCCAUUUACAAGUUACACUCCAAAAGCAUGUACAUGUAUAGUGAAGAAGAUUGAUUAAUGGUUUCGACUAGGUCAUCACAGUAAGGGAAAAUAGAAUAUGAAACCAUCGGUAAUAUUGUGAUAAAAACAUUCAUGAAAAAUUCUCAUUGACAAAGAAGAAAUGCAAUCUUUAGGAAACAAGACACUCUAAAAAAUCGUUAACUCGAGCUUGCUUGGAGAUUAGAUAAGAAAUAGGGGGCGAUUGGUUUUUAAGGAGUCUGUGUGCGAGCGUGGAACCUUGUUGGGAAGGGGAAAAAACUCAGUGCUACCUAGCCAGGUUACAUAGUAACCAUUGAUUGCCUUUGUAGAGAUGUAAGAAAUACCUCAUCAUGUAAACUUCAUAAGGUGUCUAAGGGCUUUUAGACCAAUGGAUCUGGUAUAAACUCACUAUCCAGGGGUAGAGGAAAUGCGUGACGACACAAGGAACGGUCGCAAUCGACGGAGAAUGGGCUCAGGCUCACUUGUGGGAGUUCUGGGAAAAUUUUGGCUAUUGAACCGCCAGCGUGAGCCAGCGAAAAAAGCUAGCUGUACUAUAUACUGUCUAAAGAAUUUCGGGGCAAGAAAAAAAAGGGGCCCUUUACCGUCUUAAUUCACUGGAGGACUUCCAUAUGAAAAGUGAAGGGGCUUAAGCGUUCGUCUGAUUUACGUCAUAAAUUAAAGAUUCUGGUGCUCCUUAUGGUGUUUAUGAAUAAACUCUUAACUUUUGCACCCGAAUCGCUUUUACUCCCCUGGGGUGGUCAUGAGUGAAAAGAGCAAAUUAUGUAGUUGUAAUUGCAGGGUUAAAACUACGGUGAAGGUUUCGAAAAAGGAGUUUAACAGUAAGAAUAAUUUCAAAUGCAUAAAUUCUCUGCUAUUUACUAAAGUUAUUGUAUAAUAGCUUUACAGGUCAGAAAAGGAGUCUACGACAACGGUAGCCAAUUUGAUCUCUUUGAACCAGAAGGACAAAACUACAUCAAAAUUCCUUCAGAAGAUUUCAGUCGUAACGGUAUGCAAGCAAAUUCGUUAUCCCAGUACUAACUAAAACAGCCGCCGUCCAUGUGGGAGAAAACGCUUCACAGCCGAUUUCUACUAUAACAGCGUCUGUUUUCGUCCCGGUGGAGAUAUUUACUCUUGUGCUACCCGCCAUGUUGAUAUACAAAUCCCUUAAACUGAUCUUCAUACAUUUCCUUACAGAAUCAGUUCAGUUUUUACUUAACCUUUUUUUAUGAUUUUGCCCAGAUAACUUAAGGAGAAAAUUGAGAAAACAGUUUCAACAUGUUUAAAGCCGUGCUUUUGCCGUUAUCACGUAAGUAUGGAUCUUUUUUUUUUCAGGUUCAAUUUUUCUAGGUGUCAUCUAUAAAAGACUCCAAAAACUGUUUCUCGUAAACCAAACGAAUACAAUGGUUGACAAAACAAGGUAAGUACUAGCUAGUCUAACUAGGUUUCGGAACACUUUAGCUAGCUGCAAAAUGUUUAAUGUCGGGGUCCACUGUCGUACGUUCUUCUUGUUCGAAGAGUUUUAACUGUAGGUUUUUUGAAGUCUUUAAAGAAUUGACAUGUUUGUGCACAUUUUCUGUCCAAACUCUGUUGCAAAGUGAGGUUUUCGUUACGAAAGGACACUAUUCUCUACCCUAAUCUACAUACAAACCAGCAUUAAAAUGGAAUCCGUGUUACAGAAUGUUUUUUUAGUCCGCAUAUUCUCAACCAUCAACUUUCAGUGCUACAUCAUGGCCUAGGGAGAGAUACCAGGUCUUAACGUUUUUCGCCUAUGGACCUAUAAUAAUCUCUCUUUAUGCUAUUUAGAAAAAGUGGAUUUCUGCAGUGACUUUAAUUUUAAGUGUUCUUAUUUCCUCUGCUUUUCAGCAAGAGUCUCAACACCAUGAUCAUGUCAGCAACAAUUGAUCCUCAUCCUUCAACGUUGCAGCGAAACGUCACACUUGUGUUCUCGAACGUAAUGGUAAGCUUUUCCUAAACUAGAAACUUCCUAGGUUAUCUAAUUAUUCGGAUACCUGGAUAACUACAGGAUAGUUACUGACAAUACGUACUGACAGGGCCAUUAAUUAAAUAAAUCCUUAAGCCAAUACGUAUUUUUGCUCUGGACUUACCCUAACAAAUUCUCAGACUCGUAUAACUCAACAAAACCCCUCUUGUUGGUACUUCAUCACAUUAACUUCUUCAGUCUUAGAGGAAUAUCCAGUAUUUUAAAACCUGAUGCCACUUUUUGACGAGCUAAACUGAGAUGUACUGAAAAUCAUAACAAGGUUCGUUUCAUUUUCGAUUUUAGAAGGCAACAAGGAAAAGAGAGUGUGUAUUUUGGAACUUUUUGGAAGACAGGUAAAUUGAACAGCAGGUGUCGACGGCACAAUUGUAUAAAAGAAAAUUUGCCACUUUAGAAAGAGAAAGAAACUGGGACGAGCUAACUUUUAGCAAAGACUUCUGGGACUGUUCUUCAAACAGGGGAAAAAAAUUGGCCAAUAGCUGACUUGUGCGUCUCCAACAACAAUCCCAGAAACAAUUGCGGGAUACAUUUCCGCUCCAGUUUUCUUCUCGUUUCUAAAGUGGCGCAUGCCUAUUCGUAUCAAACUUUGGAUUGGGUUAACAAUGACAGGGGUUUUUGGUCCUUUUAAGGUCUUUUUUAUUGUUUAAAGAAAAGUGCCUCUAUUAUUCGGGAAACAAAGGUUGCGAUUACCGAUGUGUAGCCAGAUCAUCGACCGCGAAAUUCAAAUCUUCGUAAGCCACUGUAGCGUAACAAGUGCCGACUUAGCGGUGAAGUUCACCGAAUCUUAUAGAUCUGGCAUAUGGCUUAAACAUAUACUUUGGAGAAGAAGUAGAUGGGAAGUCUUAAAUGGUUUGAUUACUGUGCAAAGGCACCUCAUCUAUUUUAAAGACGGUAUACCCAAAUACGAAGAAACGGCAAACAAUUCAAGUUAAAUAGCCUGAGAAAACAGCCUACAUUUGGCGACGCUACCACUGGUUUACCCGCCAAAUGACGUCUGAGAAACAAGCGCAGAAAUUCCAUACUGAUGACGCGUCACUACCCAGAACUGGGUAGUGCUUCUGAUUGGUCGUGCCGCGUGGGAAAUUUGAUUCAACCAAUCAGAAGCGCUACCCAGAUCUGGGCAGUGACGCGCGUCAUCAGUAUGGAAUUUCUGCGCUCGUUUCUCAGAUGUCAUUUUGCGGGGAAACCAGGAAGCGUCGCCAAAUAUGGGCUGUUUUCUCAGGCCACAAGUUAAAUAGAACUAAAAGGAUUAAAGGCCCUAGCUGCUAGGUCUGUCGAGAAGCAACCAGUGUGCUGUAUACAAGCACGGCCGAGGAAUUGAACGCGGGGUGGCCGAGAAACAAAUCCAGCUUUUGCUCGGAGGGGAUUUAUUUCCGAGUUCUUCUGAAAGCUUGCCAACAAUUGUCCACGCCACCUGCAAAGUUAUCUAUCCCGCAAAUUUUGUCACAGCUUUAGUUACAGCCGUAAUUUGAUAACGUAGAGCUAGGUAGGACAGGAUAAGAUGAUAUGACAUGACAUGGGAUUGUUGUGUUCCACCCUUUAGUUAGCUAGUGAACUGUCUCAGUUAGGAACUAGAAACACGUAUAUCGCAUAACCCUUUGAAGCUCGAGGAAGGGUGGAAGAGUAAUUGAAUAAAUGGUGUAACUGGGGAGGGCGAAUUUUAACAGCGGAUCCAAUAUUGGAAGUUGGAAUAUCAAAGUACUCCGUCUCCUUUUGGUUGGAGCAUUUUCAAACCCAGUCCCGGGCUUUGAAAAUGAACCACAAGGUUGAAAGCUGCUUAUCAGCUGGAAUACAGUUUUUACUCUUAGAAAUAAAAACGUUGCCUGCUUGUGCUGAUGACUUAUUUUAUUCUUCGUGAAGCCCUGUAGGUUGGUCAGGGCAAGGAUGUCAUGUCAAAUGGUUGAAUGACUCCAGGACAGAAUGCAGCUGCAAUCACUUAACUCACUUUGCAGUUCUAAUGCAGUUUGACACAGAUUCUGAACUGAAAACUGGCCAGAGCAGUAGACUGCAAAAGGUAGGGCACAGGACAGAAAGAACAAAAGUAAGUUUGUAGGGUCUGGAAAGGAGGGUCCUGAACGUGCAUCCCAAACUUUUUUCAUCGCUAUUUCGAAUAUCAUUUUUUUUUUUUCAAACUCGCAUCCGUCUUUCUUCUCGAGUGGCAGUUACAUUCCGUGUCCCGUCAACGUAUUCCCGAAUUCCGCGCUGUAUUUUGCUCACAACGGAUCCUAUUUCCCGGGAAUACCCUUCCAGACACUGAGGAAGGCCUGGCCACUCCAUCAGGGUUUACAUCCACUACUUUCUAACUACCCGAUUCCCGUCAAAUACCGAAUCCUAUCAACGUUUUCCCAAAUCCCGCACUGUAUUUUGUUAAGAUCCCGGAUCCCGGCAGUAUCCUUCCAGACCCUGCGUUUAGGUUGUCUAGUCGAUUAAUCAUGUUGUUAUACAACAUGAGUUAUUGGGGUCACUCAGGCAGGUUUCGGGGAGCAAACCUGAGUUCAAGACAAGAGAGAGGGAGGAAAAGAGAAAAAUAACGCCUGUAGACAGGUUAUUGUUCUCUCUCUUCCAAACGUUCAUCUGGCAACCGUUGGUUUCUAUUGGCUCCUCCUCUCUCAUGUCUAACGCCUCGUACUGGUGCCUUAAAACCCACCUGAGCACCUCCAAUAAAGCCUGUUGAGCAGCCUAAGAAUAAAUAGUUGUGCCUAGGAAAUUAUCGUUUUAUCGUGUAACAGUGGUGUUUUUUUAGCGUGUUUUUGAGGACACUGCAUUUGUGAGGUCUAAUCUCGUAAGCGUAGGGACGGAGAAUAUCACUUAUGUUUGUCCUGCAAAUGUCUAAGUAAAAGGUGAACAGCUCUUAUAAAAAAAGGAGGUUAUAGCUAGUGCUCAAAAUGUUUUUGAGAAGAAAUUUUGAGAAAAACUAGCCUGGGUGCCAGCUGCUCGAAAGCAAGUCGGGCUCUUGAGAACAAAAUUAGUUUGCAUGCAUGUAAGGCCGGCAUCCAUUCAUGCAGCUGUCUGGUAUGGUUGAGAUUAAAUGGUUUUCCGGUUGUUUUGUAUGUAGAAAGAUGAAAAGGUGCUGAAUAUUCUGACCUACUUGGGUCUUACCCUUUCCUUAGUCGGAAUCAUAGCGACAAUAAUCUGCUACGCAUUUCUGACGUAAGUACAUCUAACAUCCUUUAAAAGCAUAAUCAAAUGUUUCAUCACGACUCCUUAAGCCCAAAUUUUGAACGUUAUCCCUUCUAAGUCUUUAAUUUUUUCUUAUCUUAUCUUUUCUUACCUCAUUAUAUCUUAUCUUAGGUUGUCUUGUCUUGUACUUUAUUCUAAUGCUUUGUAUUGUAUUGUAUGACAUUGCAUUGUAGGGUAGUGUAUUGUAUUGCAUUGUAUUUUACUUUCUCAAACUCAUUAAUAAUUCAUUAAGAAAAUACAAAGGAAAUUAAUGUUUAAUGAGUGUUUGGAAAUCGGAUGAAACACUGCUUAGUAUUUGCAUCCUUAAUUUCUCCUUCAAAAAUGAUUUUGUUUGAGAAGAAAUAUCAAACAUUCGACACAGUGUUUCAUCACCAGAUGAAACACCUCGAAGUUCGUCAAAAAUACUCCGCUGCGCGUCGUAUUUUCAACUCUCUUCUCGGUGUUUCAUCUGGUGAUGAAACACUGCAUCUCAUGUUUGAUAUAUUAGGUAUUGAAUUGAAUUGUAUUGUAUUGUAUGAUAAUUUGUUUUGUAUAGAGCGUUUUCAUAUGUUGUUGAUAUGACGUAACAGAGACCUUAAAAAAGAAAACAACAAAAACUAUUAAAAGGCGGCCAUGAUGCUGUUCCAAACCAGUCUUGUGGGAGUUGAAGUCUUUUCUUAUGUUAACACUUUCUUUUGUUCCAAUAAAUUUGCAUAGAUGCUGGUCACGUCAAUGACAGACGUUCUAUUGCGUUGCAUUGUUAUAAUACACAUUUAGAGAUAUUCCUUUGUUAGACCCACCUAGAGUGGUUUUGUUGUAGACAAUGUAGUUGUUUAUCUUUACACAGCGAUAUUAAAGCACCACUGUCACAAAUCCGGAUAAGUCUUGUCGCUUCCCUUGGAGUGGGCCAAAUAAUCUUCCUCGCAGGCAUUGGAGCAACUGAAAACAAGGUGAGAACUCGUUUAGGCGCUGGUCAUAAAUUGACCACUACAGAAGAGACCAUAAUGUACCAUAAUACUCUUCGUUAGUCACUCUAAAAGUUGGAUAAGCAUUGUUUUCAGUUUCCGUCGUGGGGCCAUUUUAACUCCCAAGGAAAACUGAAGACAAUGCUUAUGCAAAAUUUUGGAGUGGCCAACAAGAAGUAUUAUGGUAUGUUAUGGCAUUUUCUGUAGUGGUCAAUUCGUCACUUAAGCAACGAGAAGUGAAUUAGGCCGAGUUAACUUUCGCAAAGACUGUUACUAGUAACAGGAAAGAAAACGCCAAUAUCUGACCAGCGCGUUCCCAGUAGUUAUAAGGGACUUAAAGAUCAAACAACGCGACCGCAACGAGUGCGUCAUAGAAAACAAUAGGUUUAAAAAGCAAAACAACAAUUUUGCACGUGCAUCACUCUUUUUUUACAUUUCUCUUGCCGUUUUUGCACGACUACGACGUGAAAAUGCGUAAUUUCGUGUUUUAUCGUAGGACAUAAACAAGCAACGGCGACAUUUUAUUUCUCUUUCUGAACUUGGAUAUGGUCCCUUGGAAUUCACCUUCAUCCAGGACGGUUCGCCUACAUUUUACAAAGUAAGCAGGUAGGAAUAAUCGCGAUAAAGACUGAAAGAACGCAAAUUUACUUUUUAGGAGACGUUCUCGUUGCCGUGGGCGUCGUUGGAUUUUUAAGUCCCCAUUAAGGAUCCCAGAAAUAAUUCCAGGAAGCAUAUCUGCUCCACUUUCCCUCUCGUUUCUAAGGGCCUGUUUACAUGGAGGUGGGGGACCCCAGGUAGGUGAGGUAACCUGUUAUGGUGGGGUAACCCAACUGUCCAUAAAAUUUCUCAUAUGGUCAUCCCACCUAUCUUGUAAGAGUGAUCAAAUCAAUAUGAGAGAUUUUAUGUACAGGCGGGUUUCUCCAUCAAAGCGGGUUACCUCACCUAUUUGGGGUCCCCCACCUCCAUGUAAAAAGGCCCUAGAGUGGCAAAUUCAGUCCACAUACUGUACUUUAAAUGUCUGACGUUUUAAUUUUGUGGAUUCCGUCUACUAUUACUGAAAUGGAAACAUAGGGCACGAUGGGAUGUUAAAAAUUACCCGGGGUCAAUGUAAUAGAACUUUUACAAGUGUAUUUUACAAGUGUAGCUAUUGUUUUCAGACUCUAAAACAAUAAUGGCUACGCUUAUUAAUUACACUUGUAAAAGUUUUGUUACAUUGAACCCUGGUCAAUCUAAGUAUUGAAGCUUUCCGGAGUGUUUUCCUAGAAUUUUUCGUCCUGGAAGCUAAAGGUACAAGGUGAUAACAUUGUCCUUCCAGUAUGCGAGUUUUGACUAUAUGUUGUACUUUUCAGGGCGUCUGUGUAACAGCAGCAGCCCUGAUUCAAUAUUUCCUUAUGGCGGCUUUCUGUUGGAUGUUAAUGGAGGGAAUUUAUCUUUACUUGUUUGUUGUCAAAGUUUACAACGUUAGCAGCAAGAUGAAAAUUUGUCACGGAAUUUCAUGGGGUAAGUGUAAAGGGAUAAAUUUGCAUUUUAAUUUCUCAAAUUUUGGGCAAAGACGAGGAUGAAACUAGUGUAGGACGAAAGGCUGAAUGUAACGGCGAAAAAAAGGAACACAAUAGCGUCAACGUUUCAAUUAAAUUUUAUCGAAGAAGCCAAAUUGACAGACCCAAAAUUUCAAAUUUUGUUCCUGAUAAAUCCCUGAAACUCAUUUUCUGACGACCUUUGCAUAAAUGACGUUCUAAUGUUAUGGAUGUUUCACCUUAUAGUUGGCGACAAUUAUCCUCGCGAAUACUUCAGCGUGUGUUUGAAGUUUCAUGCUUGUUAUUCAGUGUAUGUAGAGUGUUGUUCGCACUUUUGAGUUUAUGCGUUAAACCCGAAUUAAUAAUUUGAAUGUUCAUGUAAAUUUUAUAAUUGCACUCCUCCCGCCACACCUUUUAUUUCAGGCUUUCCUGCGGCAAUGGUCACUUUAUCGCUCAGUGUUGCUGCCGGAAUGGACGGAAUCACAAGUUUUGUUAGCGAUGAAUUGUAAGAACUGAAGUGCUGAAAAGUAGAAUACGUAAAGAUACAUCGUUUUCGUUUACCUAUAAGAGUGAACUACCAAUACCCUUUCUCGCGUAUACACCAUUUGCCCUUCGUUACGGGGAAAUAAAUUUUUAUUUGUAUAGGUAAUGGCAUGAUUUGUUGUGAUAUUUGGCAUAAAUACCACGAGUGAUAUUUGGAAAUUGUUGUACGUUAUUUCACGAGCCGUUAGGAGAGUGAAAUUUGAGACCUCUUUGAAAUAUCACGAGUGGUAUUUUUGCCAAAUAUUACAUACAAAUCAUGCUAUUAUUUGUUUAUAGUACUACCCCCAAAAGGUUUGUAAUUUUCACAUGUAGGUAUUUCAAGUUAAGCUGAAAUACCACUGCUCUAAUAUAAGCCAAUCAAAUUGCAGAAACUUCUCAUGUAGUAGUAUAAACGUGUAAAUAUUAUUGAUUUUAAUAAAUUUAUAUCAAUAGUUUCGCCAAGAGAGCAAACAUUUAAUUUUGUAGCAUAGUCAUUAAGGAUUUUUUCAUAAAUAAGGCCAAUUUCUAUGGCAGUUUAUCGAAAACAAUAUUCUUUAGUGCGAAUGAAGUUUCAUUUUCCUUGAGUGAAUGUUCGUAUAUGAGAAUAGAUAUAUCAGUUAACGUUUGUCCUUUUCAUUUCCAACACGCACACACACUGGAAGAUUUUAUAAUUUAUUUUGUUUUGCUUUAGCUGCUGGAUUUCUUCUUCUAACGGAUUGAUCUGGAUAUUCAUCUCGUUUGUUCUUGCAAUUGAGAUCGUAAGUUCAGUCAGUAAUUUUUUUUUUAAUCUGAUAAAAAAAAGGGACACAAAAACGCACUAAAAGAAAAACAAAGAAAAUGGUUUAAAGGAUUUGUUUUAACGACAAAGAUUACCUCAGUCACCAUCACGUGGGCAGUGUUGUGAUAUUCUAAUUUAAGUUUUAUAUUUUCUGAACUCUGUUAAUUUUUUCCAGAUAAACUUGUUGAUUCUGGUGAGAGUUAUAAGAGAAAUGACAAGAAUGGAACAAACAAAGGACAACCAAGGAGAACAGAUAAGGUCUCACUGAUUUUAUUGCUUGUUUUAACAGGCAUGUUUAAGUACAUGUAAUAUACUGUAUUUGUUACGCGCCCGGCUUGAAUUAAGCAAAGAUUCCUUUUGAGAACAAAACAUUGUUUGGUCAUUAAGUGGUCAUGUCAUUACAUUAUCACUACUGAAACUGCUCUAUUGUGUUCCCUUCGUUUUUAAUUGACAACACAAUGACUUAACUGCAACAACACCAUCGUCAUUCCACUGAUAACGGGCUAGGCUAAAAAAGUUGGGACGUUGGAAACAACAAUUCGUCUGUUUAUCUUCGACAUUUAUGUAUAUUUAAUUGAAUAUCUUAUUUAUUUUGCAGGCUUGGAAUCAGAGCGUGCGUGGUGCUAAUUCCCUUACUUGGAGUCACGUGGUUAUUCGGCGCAUUAUCGUCAACGCACAAAGCAUUCGCCUACAUUUUUGUUAUCUUCAAUUCCACUCAGGUGAGAUGCGCGCCCCCUCCUUUGCGGACCUAUUUUUUAGCUUAAAAAGUAAACACUUAAUCACAAAUCAAAGUCAAGAAAUUAAAAGAAGAUAUGGCAAAGCUCGAAGUUAUUUCACUGAAGAUGGCCAAGGAUUAUAUAAGUACAUUUUUUGGAAAACUUUGGUGACAGUCUUUCUUAUUUUCCUACCCGCAGGGAUUUUCCAUCUUUCUUCUUCACUGUGUGAGAAAUAGUGAGGUAAGGACAAAAUGUUAAAUGAUUGCAAAUUUUAUCAUCUCGUGUUGCCGAAUUAUAAGUUAAGCAAUGUUUUUAGUAACUCGAAUCCAAACACAGAACCAAAAUCACAAGGAAUUUACGAUCAAACCCCUCGAUUACGAACACCUGUUUAUUACGAAAGUUCUCAUGACCCAAAAACACCAAUAGCACUAGAGACAGUUGAUAGCGGAACCUCCACACGCGGGUGGCGGAGCCCCCAUUGCUAUAGAAAAUGGAAACCUAUCGAUCGAUGCGAGAAAAUUUGGUUAUGACGUCAGCGUACGUCCGUCCGUCCAAACUUCCUCACAGACUUGGCAGGGAACGAUCUUUUGAAUUAAUUCUCUUUGAUUAUCCUGCAGAUCAGAGAGAGGUUCAAAAGAAGAAUACGCGUGAUAUUUCCAGCUGCCAGCAAUGGAACUACAAGCGUUAAAAGACACUCUGACCUCAAUGGCAGCAGCAGCGGAAUCCUUUCCCUGCGAAAAAUUGAAGUUAUGCCCAUAAGUACCGAGAACCUAGUGAAAUCACUAUGA
This is a messenger RNA of Porites evermanni, 11206 nucleotides long. The record is from the annotation of a GenBank genome assembly. NCBI's taxonomy places the organism in Eukaryota, Metazoa, Cnidaria, Anthozoa, Scleractinia, Poritidae.